Ogataea haglerorum is the source of this 306-nucleotide messenger RNA. RefSeq lists its product as uncharacterized. NCBI's taxonomy places the organism in Eukaryota, Fungi, Ascomycota, Pichiomycetes, Pichiales, Pichiaceae. The transcript has 2 exons. Bases 1 to 306 code for a protein of 101 amino acids. Gene Ontology annotation, molecular function: zinc ion binding; RNA polymerase II complex binding. Gene Ontology annotation, cellular component: DSIF complex; nucleus. The record is from RefSeq and is a predicted model, not a curated record. Gene Ontology annotation, biological process: positive regulation of DNA-templated transcription, elongation; chromatin organization; mRNA processing.
AUGUCGCAGAAAAGAGGAAGACCAGCACCUAAGCUCAACAGGGCGUGCAUGCUCUGUGGUCUUUCAGUUUUGCAUUUUGCAGACAACGAUGACCUUGUUCGAGAGUGCACUUCGCCUACCUUUGAGGGGCUUGUUGCUACACAUGGAGACAAGGGAUCGUGGGUGGCGAGAUGGCUCAGAAUCGAGAACUUUGUACCAGGUUUGUAUGCUGUGCGAGUUCUUGGCAAAUUGCCUGACGAUGUCCGAGGCGAUUUGGAGGCACAGGGCAUUGAAUACAGACCGCGUGAUGGAUCUAUCCAAGAUUAA